AUGAUUUCCAAAUUUGCCCCUAUUUCUUUGGGGGACAUUGAACAAGCGUAUUCCAGGAUAUCUCCUCACAUUCACAAGACCCAAAUCUUGUCCUCUGACACUUUUAACAACCUCGCCCACAAGGAACUCUUCUUUAAAUGCGAAAACUUCCAGAAAACAGGUGCUUUUAAGGCUAGAGGGGCUUUAAAUGCCAUUUUAAGAGCAAAGACCCAAGAUCCGUUGUUACCAGGCAUUGUGACUCAUAGCAGUGGGAAUCACGGACAAGCUGUGUCUUGGGCCUGUGGUCAAAUCGCACGUGUUCCAUGUUCAGUUGUGGUUCCAAAGGAAACACCGGAAGUGAAAUGUAACGCCAUCAAAGGAUACGGGGCCGAGUUGGUCCUUUGUGAAAACUCGCCCACUUCCCGCAUGGAGACUUGUCAAGGGAUUUCAGAGGACAGGAAGUUCAAGAUCAUUCAUCCAUAUGAUGAUUACGAUGUGAUUUGUGGAAACAGUACCAUUGCCUUGGAGCUUCAUGAGCAAGUUCCAAAUUUGGAUGCCAUCUUGGUUCCAGUUUCUGGGGGAGGAAUGACGUCGGCCAUUGCUCUAGCUACCAAGGCUAUCAAUCCAAGGUGCAAGGUCAUUGCCAUCGAGCCUGAAGGCAAAAACCUUGGUCCUUGUUUAAAGGCAAAGUCCAGGUUAUGGAGCAACCCGCCCCAAUUCGUCAAUACUAUCGCUGAAGGAAUCAAAACCCAACAGGCUGGUAAGCUGACCUUUCCCAUUCUAUGUGACCUUGUGGAGGAGGAAGUGAUUACAAUAUCGGAUCAAGAGAUGAUUGCUGGUAUGAAACUAGUAGCCGAGCGAAUGAAGCUGGUCAUUGAAGCAGCGGCUGGAGCGGCUGUGGCGGCAGCCCUGAUUUCCCCACAAUUGGAUCAAAAGUUUCCCGGACUCUCUAAAGUUGGGGUCAUUUUAUGCGGCGGGAAUCUUGACUUGAACAAAAUUCCAUGGAUGAAAUAGAGCUUAUUGAAGCAUUGAAAAA
Tigriopus californicus is the source of this 1015-nucleotide messenger RNA. Its product is annotated as probable serine racemase. Bases 1 to 993 code for a protein of 330 amino acids. The transcript has 2 exons. Lineage: Eukaryota; Metazoa; Arthropoda; Copepoda; Harpacticoida; Harpacticidae. The record is from RefSeq and is a predicted model, not a curated record. Gene Ontology annotation, molecular function: magnesium ion binding; threonine racemase activity; serine racemase activity. Gene Ontology annotation, biological process: D-serine biosynthetic process; pyruvate biosynthetic process; L-serine metabolic process.